Molecule: messenger RNA, 1146 nt
Organism: Asparagus officinalis (garden asparagus)
Lineage: Eukaryota; Viridiplantae; Streptophyta; Magnoliopsida; Asparagales; Asparagaceae
Product: UDP-N-acetylmuramate--L-alanine ligase-like
Exons: 8
Coding region: 25-1146 (373 amino acids)
Biological process (GO): biosynthetic process
Molecular function (GO): ATP binding; acid-amino acid ligase activity
Source: RefSeq, a predicted model, not a curated record
ACUUCGCUUUGAUGUCUCUUAGCAAUGUCGUCUCGCUCUUUUCUGGCAACCGCCAGCUGUUACGUCCCGCCGAUUUCUCGGUCGAAACUCCAUGAAAUCGGCGCGAAUCGACGCCUCGCACUUCAGAGAAAGGGCGGGAAACGUUGUAUCUAUUGUUUCUGUAGUUUUGACGGUGAAAUCUUGAAAAGGGAAGCAGAGGAUGGGAAUCGAGAGGGAAAUGAGAAGAAGAAGACGGAAUGGAUUCAUUUCGUUGGAAUCGGAGGUUCUGGGAUAUCGGCGCUUGCGAUGCUUGCACUCAAACAAGGAUUUGAGGUUAGUGGUUCUGAUAUAAUGUGGAACAACUUUAUGGAUGAACUACAAAAAGCUGGGGCAAGAAUUUUCGUUGGUCACUCAACGUCAAAUUUAGAAAGCAAAACAGGCUCAGGUCUGCCAAAUGCACUUGUUAUUUCUAGUGCUAUUCCUUUAGAAAAUAAUGAGGUUGCCUACGCAAAGUCAGCAGGGAUUCCAAUAUAUAAAAGAGAUGGUUGGCUGAGAAGAAUCACAGAGCAUUAUAAUCUUAUUGCUGUUAGUGGAACCCAUGGAAAGAGUACAACAGCGGCAAUGCUUUCAUACGUCUUGAGUGCUAUGGGGGACAAUCUUAUUGCUGUAGUAGGAGCAAAUGUGCCACAGUUUAAAGAAGGGAAUAUAAUUCCUGGUAGCGGGCCAAACUUUGUCUUGGAGGCAGAUGAAUAUGAUUGUUGCUUUCUUGGAUUGUCUCCUUCCGUAGCUGUGGUUACUAGUGUGGAGUGGGAUCAUGUUGACAUCUUUCACGACGAGGAAGCUGUCCUGGAUACCUUUAGGAAGUUUUUACAGAAAGUCAAGAUUGGCGGUCAUCUCAUAAUAUGUGGAGAUAGUGCAGGUGCAUAUUCUUUGGUGAGCAAAUCCAUUAAGGAGCGUGUGUCAGACUGCGAGAUGGUGCUCACAUCACUUGCAUCGAAACCUGGCUACAGUAUAACAACAUACGGAAUUUCUAGUAAAAACGAUUGGCAUGCAUCAUCAGUUACACCCAAUUCACAUGGGGGUCAAGAUUAUGUAUUGGUGAGUCUUACACUUUCUGAAAUUAGGAUCACAAUGUUAAAAAAAAGCAAUGUUUAUGCUGAUGUUUAG